AUGGUGGUGCUGGCGUUGUGUUACGCUACGGUGAUGGACAUACGGAAAAACGCGGCGCGACUGUGGCCGGUGAUCGAGCUCGGGCGCGUGACGGACGCUCAGUGCGACCGGCAGGUCCCUUCGAACGCCGCCGGCGCCGAAUCCGCUCGUAGGCGUGUCCGGGGUGCCGGCGCCCCGCCCGGGUGCCGCCUCGAUUCACGCGGGUCGCCCCCGACACCCGUGUCCCGACGUCCCGGUGCCAGCGUUCGCGCCCGCGCGUGUCUUCGUAGCUAG
Messenger RNA from Macrosiphum euphorbiae (potato aphid), 273 nucleotides. The record is from the annotation of a GenBank genome assembly. NCBI's taxonomy places the organism in Eukaryota, Metazoa, Arthropoda, Insecta, Hemiptera, Aphididae.